AUGGCCCCGCUGCUGGCGCUGCUGCUGGCCGCCCUGCUGGGCUCGGGCCGGGCGUGCCCGGAGCCGUGCGCUUGCGUGGACAAGUACGCGCACCAGUUCGCCGACUGCGCCUACAAGGAGCUGCAGGCCGUGCCCGCGGGGCUGCCCUCCAACGUGACCACCCUGAGCCUGUCGGCCAACAAGAUCAGCUCGCUGCCGCGCGGCGCCUUCGCCGAGGUGACCCAGGUGAGCUCGCUGUGGCUGGCGCACAACGAGAUCGCCGCCAUCGAGCCCGGCGCGCUGGCCGUGCUGGUGCAGCUCAAGAACCUGGACAUCAGCCACAACCAGAUCGCCGAGUUCCCCUGGCAGGACCUGCGCAACCUGAGCGCGCUGCAGCUGCUCAAGAUGAACAACAACCGCAUGGCCUCGGUGCCGCCGGGCGCCUUCCGCACCCUCAAGGACCUGCGCUCGCUGCGCAUCAACAACAACCGCUUCGCCACGCUGGCCGAGGGCAUCUUCGACUCGCUGAGCUCGCUGUCGCACCUGCAGAUCUACAACAACCCCUUCGAGUGCUCCUGCGCGCUGCAGUGGCUGAAGCGCUGGAUGGAGAGCACGCUCAUCUCCAUCCCCGAGAAGGACUCCAUCGCCUGCGCGCUGCCCGAGCGCCUGCGGGGCGUGCCGCUGGCCCGGCUGCCCGACCUGCGCUGCGCCGCGCCCACCGUGCAGCUCAGCUACUCGCCCAGCAGCCUGGACGCGGCCGAGCUGCCCGACGGGCUCACGCUGAGCCUGCACUGCGCCGUGAGCGGCUCGCCGGCGCCCGAGGUGCGCUGGAAGAUCCGCACGGGCUCCCAGAGCCUGGAGCUGCUCGGCGGGAGCGGCGCGGAGAGCGCGGCCAAGGAGGAGCCGCAGCAGCAGCAGCAGCAGCGGGAGCCCGAGCGCUUCGCCGUGUUCAAGAACGGCACCCUGGUGAUCCCGCGCCUCAGCAAGCGGGAGGAGGGCACCUACACCUGCGUGGCCACCAACGAGGUGGGCAGCAACCACUCGUCGCUCAGCUUGGCGGUGGCGGGCGCGCAGAAACACCCGCUGGUGCCCGGCGGGGACAAGCAGGCGGGCGACAAGAAACCCGGAGCCAAGGGGGCCAAGAACAGCGUGCUGACCCCGGAGGAGAGGGGCAAAGCGCUGGGCCCCACCCGGCAGAGCCAGCCCUCGGCGGCGGCGGGGCCGGAGCCUGAGCGCCGGGACCGGGUCCCCCUGGAGCCGCCGGUCCCGGGGAAGACGUGCGGCUCCUCUCCGGGCGGCUCCAAGUACGUGUCCAACCACGCCUUCAACCAGAGCGGAGACCUGAAGCAGCACAGCUUCGAGCUGGGCGUCAUCGCCCUGGACGUGGCCGAGCGCGACGCCCGAGUGCAGCUCACGCCCACCCAGCCCGGCGGGGGCCACCUGGGCGUGCUGUACCUGUGCCAGCAGGGCCGCCAGGGCCACGCCCUGCUGCAGUGGUCGCAGAUCGAGGCCGGCGUGAACUCGUACUGGUUCCAGGGCCUGAGCCCCGGCACCAACUACUCGGUGUGCCUGAGCUCGCCGGGCGAGGAGUGCCAGGUGCAGGUGGUGUUCACCACCAAGAAGGAGAUCCCGUCGCUCAUCAUCAUCGUGGUGGUCAGCAUCUUCCUGCUGCUGCUGGCCACGCUGCCGCUGCUGGGAGCCACGUGGUGCCACCUGCUCGCCAAGCUCCAGGCCAAGCCCUACAAGCUCAUCAUGAAGGCGCAGAACCCCGACCAGAUGGAGAAGCGCAUGGCCGCCGACUUCGACCCCCGCGCCUCCUACCUCGAGUCCGAGAAGAACUUCGCGCCCGGAGAGGCCGGAGAGGCCGAGGACGAGGAGGAGGAGGAGGCGGGGGAUGAGGAAGGAGCGCGGUGGCGGCGCGGGAGGGAGGGGGAAGGCGCGGCGGAGCUGGAGCGGGAGGAGAGCGUAGCCGCCAGCUCCAUGGCGGAGUCGCAGUCCAAGGGCGGCGCCGAGGAGUUCGAGGUGCGCUCCGAGUACAGCGACAAGCUGCCCCUGGGCGCCGAGGCCGUCACCAUCUCCCCGGAGAUCAACGGCAACUACCGGCCCCGCUGCCCCUGGGCGCCGAGGCCGUCACCAUCUCCCCGGAGAUCAACGGCAACUACCGGCCCCGGCCCCGCUGAGCCCCCCGAGACCCCCGAGACUCCGCCCGGGGAAAAACAACCCGAGCCAUCCCCGCCUCUCCUCCUCCUCCUCUUCCUCCUCCUCCUCCUGCUGCUCGCCCCUCGGCCCCCGGGCACGCUCGGUGCCGCCGGGAUGAGCCUCCCACCAUUUCGUUUCCAUUUCGGGCUCCGGCGACAACAACGAUUCCCGUUCCCCCGCCUCCCUCUGCCGCCCGCCAGCCCCGGGCGCGCUUUCCCCUCCCAGGAAAGAAACGAAAAAAAAGAAAAAAAACAGCAAAAAACCGCUAAAAGCAGAAAGCCCGAGAGCCCAAAAUUCUCUUUGCUGGAAUCGGUUCAGUCCCCGGCGGUUCCCCGCCGCUUCUCGGUGCUCGGUGAGUCCCCUCUGAUCCCCGGUUCUCUCCUGCCGAGCCCGGGGCUGUCCCCGCUCAUCCUGGAGCUCUCUCCGCUCAUCCCGGGGCUGUCCCCGUUCAUCCCGGAGCUGUCCCCGCUCAUCCCAGAGCUGUCCCCGCCGCUCACCGGGGCGGAGAUGGCCCCGCGGUGGCGCGGCCCAAAGGCUCGGGCCCGGGGGACGGGGAGGGGACGAGCGGAGGAGGAGAAGCCCGGGAAGGGCGCGGGGAGCGGCGGGGCCGAGCUCGGCAGCGGCGACAGCGGCGACAGCGGCGGAAUUCCCCCACCUAUCCACAGGACGAGGAUGGAGGCGCUGCUCGGCGUCGUGGCGCUGGUGACGCUGCUGUCCCCAGGCCUGGCCUGUCCCAGCCCCUGCUCCUGCUCCCCCAAGAAGAACGGGCGCCUGCUGGCCGAGUGCGCCUACCGCGAGCUCCGUGACGUGCCGCGGGGCCUGUCCCCAAACGUCACCAUCCUCACGCUCUCCGCCAACCGCCUGGGCCGCCUGGGCCGCUCCUCGCUGGCCGAGGUGCCCGAGCUGCAGUCGCUGUGGUUGGGCUACAACCACAUCUCGGCCGUGGAGCCCGGCGCCUUCGCCGCGCUGCCGCACCUCAAGAACCUGGACCUGAGCCACAACCGGCUGGCCGAGUUCCCGUGGCAGGACCUGCGCAACCUGAGCGCGCUGCAGAUCCUCAAGCUGAGCAACAACCGGCUGAGCUCGCUGCCCGCCGGGGCGCUGGCCGGCCUGCGGGAGCUGCGCUCGCUCUGGCUCAACGACAACGAGCUCACCACGCUGGCCCGCGGCACCUUCGAGGCGCUGCCGGCGCUGGCGCAGCUGCAGCUCUUCCACAACCCCUUCAACUGCUCCUGCAAGCUCUUCUGGCUCAAGGAGUGGGCCGACAGCACCUCGGUGGUCAUCUCCAGGGCCGGCUCCACGCUGUGCGCCGCCCCGGCCCGGCUGCGAGGCCGCGCCGUCACCGACAUGCCGGGCUCGCUGUGCGUGGCGCCUUCGGCCCAGCUCACCUAUCUGUCCAGCCCCGCCAAAGCCGGGCCUAAGGACGGGCUCACGCUGAGCCUGCACUGCAGCGUGGCCGGCAGCCCCCCGCCCGAGAUCCGCUGGCAGAUCCGCACGGCCGGCGGCCGCCUCGACAUCCACGGGCCCACGGUGGCCAGGGACGGCGGAGCCAAGGCGGGCCGGCAGCGCUUCCUGGCCUUCAAGAACGGCACCAUGGCCAUCGCCGAUUUCGGCAAGGACGACGAGGGCACCUACACGUGCGUGGCCGUCAACGACGUGGGGACGCGCGACGUGUCGGUGAGCGUGGCGCUGGCCGGCUCCGACAUGCCGGCCGAGGAGCUGCCCCGCGACGACCCCCAGGCCGGGCAGCCCGGCGGCCACAGCUGCGCCAAGGGCGACGAGCUGGAUCCUUCCGGAAUGGGAGAGAAGCUGCUCAUCGUGUACCACGUGCCCAGGGAGGUCAGGAGCGCCGGGGGAAGCCGGGAAUUCCGCCCGGGAGUUCUGGGCCUGGCUCUGGGGGUGCUGCUGCUGCUCUGGUGAAGGGGGAGCGGAGCCUCGGCAUUCCCGGUUUUUCCGUAGUUUUUUUUUUUAGCGCCUUUGCUGAGCUUCUGGCACCCGGCAGCGCUCGCGAGCCCCACGGGGCCACCGCAGGCCCACGGAGGGUGGCCCAGCCCCUGGAGUUCCUGGAGAGGCUCAGGGAAUGUGGGGCAGAUCCAGCCGGGAUCCCAAAGUGCCACAUCCCGCUUUUCUCCCUGCCCAGAUCCCAGCGCGGCCGUGGGAGGUGACAGCAGUGACAAUCCCACCCCAGAGCCACCGAGGACAAAAAAUCCCUUCCCCUGGAGGGGGAAAACCGCCUGGGAAUGGGGUCCUGGGGGGCACGGAUGUGACAGAGGAUUGGGAUGGAGCCGCGGCCUUGGAGCAGGAGGGAAUUCCCAGGUUUGAUCCCCGUAGGAGCCCCUGGAAUGCUGCAGGAAUUCCAAUCCCAAAAUCCCGCCUGGGCCGGACCCAGCGGGCUGCCCCACUUGAGCCAAAGAUUCCCAAACCAUUCCCAGUGGGAAUGGGGGAAAGACUGGGAUGUUCCCAAAUCCCUCGGGCAGGAUUUGGGAUCUUCCAUCGCCCCCGGACUGGGACACAGCUCCGGUGCCACCGGAAUUCUCGGUGGGAAUUCCCUGCAGCCCCCUGGCCUUGUAGCGCCCUGUAGGGACAGCAAUAAAUGCCUUUAAUUAACGCCUUUAAUUAAUGCCUUUAAUUAACGCCUUUGAUUAAGAAAUACCUGUAACAAACACCUUUAAUAAAGAAGCCAUUUUAAUAAAUACCUUGAAUUAAUAAUCACCUUGAAUUAAUAAUCACUUUUUAUAAACACCUGGAAUAAACUCUUUUUUGUUUUUU
This is a messenger RNA of Sturnus vulgaris (Common starling), 4947 nucleotides long. The record is from RefSeq and is a predicted model, not a curated record. NCBI's taxonomy places the organism in Eukaryota, Metazoa, Chordata, Aves, Passeriformes, Sturnidae.